Molecule: messenger RNA, 279 nt
Organism: Dictyostelium purpureum
Lineage: Eukaryota; Evosea; Eumycetozoa; Dictyosteliales; Dictyosteliaceae
Exons: 1
Coding region: 1-279 (92 amino acids)
Source: RefSeq, a predicted model, not a curated record
AUGUCAACCCCAAAUUGGACUGCUUUCGGUUGUGAAGUUUUAAACUACUUAAAAAGUAGAUAUACCUCAACUAUCAUUAAAGCUGAUUUCAACACAUUUUUAGCCAAAGCUAAAGCUCCAAAAGAAAUUACUUUAGGUGAUGCCAAAAGAACCGCUGUUACUGUUGGUAUGAUGACUGGUUUCUUCCUUGCUGGUGAAGCUUUUGGUAAAAAUACAAUUGUUGGUUACAAUCCAGGUUAUGAUGUCGAUGCCAAAACCCUUAUCUCAAAAAGAGAUUAA